CAGUUCGAUGUUAGUCGCACGUGUAUGACGUUUUGACGUAACGUGACGUAAAGUGAAAGAUGGCGUCUGUAGACGUGGAAGACGAGAGUAUUUUGGUGUCUGUGUUUAAAGACAGUUUCCCGGAGAACUGGAGAGAAAACCCGGACUUCGCGGCCUAUCUGUGUGAGCUGAGCUCUUACGGAGUUGAGACGUUAAACCGUGAACCUGAGCGUCUGUGUGAAGAACGAGCUCAGAUCCUACAGCAGACCCGAGAGCUCGCCUUCUCCAACUACAAGACGUUCAUCCGCACCGCAGACUGCACUAAAGACAUCUACACACACUUCGGACGGGUGGAGCUCAGCUUGUCGAAACUCCUCCACAAACUACCGAGCUUUGGGGAAAAAUGCAGAGGCUUUGUGAAGCAAGCAGAAGAAAUCGGGGUGAGUCGGCGGAUGAACAGCUUGACUCUGAAUCGUCACACAGAGAUCCUGGAGAUUCUGGAAAUCCCACAGCUGAUGGAUACCUGCGUCCGGAACGGUUACUACGAGGAAGCGCUGGAGCUGGCCGUCUAUGUCAAGCGGCUUGAGAAAAAGCACUCGUCACUUCCUGUGAUUCAGGGCAUCGUGAACGAGGUGCGUCAGUCGGCCCAGCUCAUGCUGAACCAGCUCCUGCAGCAGCUGCGCAGUAACUCUCAGCUUCCUGUGUGUCUGCGAGUGAUCGGUUACCUGCGCAGGAUGGACAUUUUCACAGAGGCGGAGCUGCGUGUGAAGUUCCUGCAGGCACGUGGCAGCUGGCUGCGUUCUGUCCUCGCCGCCAUUCCUGAUGAAGACCCCUACGUUCACAUCACCAAAACCGUCGAGGCUUGCCGAGUUCACCUCUUUGACAUCAUCACCCAGUACCGUGCCAUCUUCUCGGACGAGGACCCUCUGCUGCCUCCUGCCGAGCAGGCCGUGAACGAGGGCACCAUUUUCCACGGCUGGGUGGUGCAGCAGAUUUCGCACUUUCUGCAGACGCUGGAACGGGAUCUGGAGCGUGGCGUGGGAAGCCGUUUGGACUCUUUGCUCGGCCAGUGCAUGUAUUUCGGCUUGUCUUUUAGCCGCGUGGGCGCGGAUUUUCGCGGCCAGCUCGCGCCCAUGUUCCAGCGUGUCGCCAUGGAGACGUUCAGCAAAGCCGUUAUAGAAGCUGCGGACAAAUUCAAGGAAGAUAUGAAUCUGUACACGCUCAUCUCCUUGCCGUCGAUGCUCGGGAACACCAUCCCGGCCGUGCCAGCCGGCGUUCAGCCCGGAACUCUCCAGCCUCCGAUGCGUUUGUUGGACUUUCCUCCGUUAGCCUGCUUCCUGAAUAACAUCUUAACAGCCUUCAAUGACCUACGACUCUGUUGCCCCAUUGGUCUAGCUGAAGAUGUUGCCAGAUGUGUUGAGGAGGCUCUUGUGAAGGUGACUAAACUGAUCCUGGUGUUCCACCGAGCGGAGGAGUCGGCUUUCAGCAGCCGCGAGCGCGAGCUCUUCGUCCAGUUCUGCUGUGCUUUUGCUGAGGAUAUGGUGCCGUUCCUCAACCGAUGUCUUCAAGUUCUCUUCCCACCAGCGCAGCUCGCACAGGUCCUCGGUGUCCCUCAAAGCCAAGUUCACAAACACGGCAACGUCGGGCACGUGAACGCGAGCGCCGUGCUGGAACCUUUAGACUUCGUCCUGCCUAAGAGAGAACCCGUGUCCCCGGUGCUGGAUCUUUCUGUGGAGCUGAGCGGCUUAAACACCACUGAAGCAGAACCUCCCGCUCCAACCGGACCAUCGUUUUCAGAGAAACCGGAACCUUCUGAAGUGGCACCAAAACCUGAAGUGGAACUCAACCUCAUCAGCCAACAUCUUCAGGAACCAGAACCUUCCCACGAUCCAGCAGAACCCAGAACAGACGACACGACCCUGACCAGCGUAGAUGAUCAGAACGAGUCGUUACAGCACUAAAUAACAUCUCUUUACUUUUCUGUGAAUUCUAUCUAGUUGGUCAGUCAACCUGCCUGGGGAAAGUCAUGUAAAUUAAUAGCGUCGUUUAUUAUUAGUGUGUGUGUGUGUGUGUGUGUUUUCUCUUGCACCUUUCGAAGCUCUGUGUCGAGCAGGGAUUAAAUCUUGCACCAAGACUUGAUAAAUAACAUGUAUUUAAAUUA
Tachysurus vachellii is the source of this 2140-nucleotide messenger RNA. It is a transcript of the gene cog8, whose product is annotated as component of oligomeric golgi complex 8. NCBI's taxonomy places the organism in Eukaryota, Metazoa, Chordata, Actinopteri, Siluriformes, Bagridae. Bases 60 to 1940 code for a protein of 626 amino acids. Gene Ontology annotation, biological process: intra-Golgi vesicle-mediated transport. The transcript is spliced from 5 exons. Gene Ontology annotation, cellular component: COG complex. The record is from RefSeq and is a predicted model, not a curated record.